AUGUACCUGCCGUUCCUAAAGCCGGCGGAGCGCGCGGCGGAGGAGGGGCUGGGGUCGAUAGAGGAGCUGCUAGAGAUCGUGCGCGAGCGGCGCGGGCUGUGGCAUGAGUACGCGCCCGCCAUCGGCGCGCUGGCGCGGCAGGGGCUGUCACCGGCGGCGAUCGCGGAGGCGACGGGCAUGACGGGCGUGGAGCAGAGCGCCGUCACGACGGCGGCGCAGGUGCGCGCGACGCUGAGCGCCGCGCAGAUGGACCCCGCGCUGCUCGCCUUCUUCGACGUGGGCGGCGCGGAGGCGCUCUACGAGCUGCGCGUGCUGGCGGGCGCGCAGCGGAAGGAGGCGGCGGAGUACGUUGCGCGCGAGGGGCUGGACGGGAAGGGCGCACGGGACGUGGCGCGCGCCAUCAAGGAGUACGAGCGGCGCAAGCGCGAGGCGGACCGCAGCCACUUCAGUGCGGAGCCGGGGGACUGUCUGGCGUUCGCAGCGUACCGUCAGAGCGGGGAGGCGCGCAGCCGAGCGGAGCGAGAGGCAGCGCUGGUCAGGGCGGAGCAGGUCGCCACAUCCGACGCCGCCCGCGCCUUCCUCGCCACCGCUCUGCACCGCUGCCGCAAACCCGACGCCACGCCGCCCGCCGACGCCACUGGCGCCGGUGCCACCGCCCCGGCCACUCCCUCCCUGCCGGUGGUGCGGCUGCGCAGCAGUGAGACCCAGGCCACGCCCAUGCCCGUGGUCACCUGCGCCGCGGACCUGCAGCACCUGCCUGCGCUGCCCCCCCCGCAGGGCCCGUUCCGCCUCUUCUCCCCCACGCCCGGGGUGGCGUGGGUGGCGCUGCCGUCGUGGCCGGCCCUGAGGGGCGUGCCCGCGCUGCUGGCGCUGCUGCUGCCCUCGCCCUCCCUGCUGCCACCCCUGCAGGCCCGGCAGGGGGAUGGCGCCGUGCUGGUGGUGGUGCAGGGCGCGUGGGGGGAGGGCAGUGUGGUGGAGGGCGGGCACUACUAUGUGGUGAGGGAUGAGGAGAGGGGUGGGGAGAGGGGGCUGCUGGUGGUGGCGGGGGGGGAGGUGGCGGAGCGGUAUGGGUCGGGGGCGGGGGAGGCUGUGGUGGGGCGAGUGGUGCUGGCGCUGCUGCCACCUGACUGCGAGGUGGAGGACGAAGAGAUUGACGUGGCCGACUGGGUGUGA
Messenger RNA from Closterium sp. Yama58-4, 1173 nucleotides. NCBI's taxonomy places the organism in Eukaryota, Viridiplantae, Streptophyta, Zygnematophyceae, Desmidiales, Closteriaceae. The record is from the annotation of a GenBank genome assembly.